AUGAAAAGCCAUACCACUGCAACUUUUCUGAAGAGGAAACCCCAAUGGUGACAUCUCAGUUGGAUGAACUCCCAAAGCUGGGAAGACGCAACACCAGAGAAAAUGAAGCCAGGGAAUGCAAACCAGAGGUUCCUGCUCUGGUGUCAGCACUGGAGAGUGUCAUCAAGGAGCCGUUUUCGAAAUACCAAGAUCUAAAAGGUUCUGCAGACAUAAAGAUGCCAGCAUUUCACCACAGCCAGGGGCUUCCUUGCUCCAGUCGCAUUGCUAGCUUUGCUUUGGGUGUGGGCCAGACAUCUUCAAACAUGGUCAUGGACUUGAAAACGUCACUUGAAGUGCAGGCUAGUCAUGCUAGAGAAAAUUUGCUAGACUUAAACAGGGAGCAUCUUCUGAUAGAAAAAGGUGCUGUAGCUCAAGAGGUAGCUCCACUCGAUUUGAGUGAAAAAUCAACAAGGGAUAAUUCAUGCAAUAAAAAUCUGAAUACAUCCUCGCAGGCUGCUUUAGUUGUCUACCCAUGUCCUUUCUGCAGUCACAAGACCUACUACCCUGAAGUCCUGUGGAUGCACAAAAGAAUUUUGCACAAAAUCAGCUGUAACUCGAUGGCCCCCCCUUGGGUUCAACAGAAUGGAUUCAAGAGUAUUAAAAACAACCUGAUCUUUCUGGCAAGGAGUGGGCGUACUGGGCCCCCUCCUGUUCUUGGCGGUAAGGAAUGCCAGCCUUUGCCCGUUGCCAGAUUUACGCGCACUCAAGUGCCAAGCGCGUUGCCAGGCUCCAAAAGCGGCUCUCUUUCUGUCGGGAUGACUGGGAAGUCCGGGAGUACUCAUCAGUCAAAGGAUGGCUGUGCCUUCAGCCACUGUGGUCCACGCUUAUCAGGUCUGGAUGGGUACGGACAGCCCAAGUUAAACCAUUCCCAGGAGCAAUACAGCAUAGCACAACAAAAAAGUAAAUAUGAAGCAAAUUCCAAACUUAUGCAAAUGGGAGCCUAUAGCAGAAGCCUAACGCCUACUCACACGGUCAUAUCCAGGCCUAGCACACAGCUCACCAGCAGUAAGCAAGUGGAAAAGUACAUGGUUCCCCAAGGAAGUACUAGUUUUGCCCCCCCAGGUAAGCACUGUGUGUCUGACUCCACGAAGGCCAAAUUCAACCCACCACCACAGUACCAUCCCCUGUGUAAAAGCGAGCAGUACACUAAACACGAAGAGCCAUCAGUGCCUCAGAGGGAGUCUCACAUGAAGGUUGGGAAUGAGAUGAGGACAUUGGCAAACUGCACGGCAGUAGCACGAGCCAGUCCACUGCUGCAGCCCCAGCCUGGCGCCGCGGGGGUUUCUCCAGCUUUACACUCCAGCAAACAGGAUCUGGGAUCAGAUGGGCAUGAGAAACGUUUGGAUGUUUUAAAUAUCUUUAAAACAUACAUUCCAAAGGACCUUGCUUCGUUGUACCAAACCUGCGGUGCCAACAGCCCUGUCCUGGAUCACGCAGGGAUGCUCAGGACACAAACACGCCAAGGAGACUGUGUCUGCAGAGAAUGUGGAAAAUGCUUUACCCAACCCAGUCACCUCAGGACUCAUCAGAGGUCCCACACAGUGGUAUUUGAGUCUAAUGGACUCCGAGGUACUGAAGUUCACAACACCUCCGCAGAUGCCCCAAAACAAGGGAGAGACCACGGCGGAGUGGAAGUCACCCACACGCUGCCUGUCCGGAAGGGAACCUAG
Messenger RNA from Antrostomus carolinensis (chuck-will's-widow), 1709 nucleotides. Its product is annotated as zinc finger protein 516-like. Gene Ontology annotation, cellular component: nucleus. The record is from RefSeq and is a predicted model, not a curated record. Gene Ontology annotation, molecular function: RNA polymerase II cis-regulatory region sequence-specific DNA binding; DNA-binding transcription factor activity, RNA polymerase II-specific. Lineage: Eukaryota; Metazoa; Chordata; Aves; Caprimulgiformes; Caprimulgidae. The transcript has 4 exons. Gene Ontology annotation, biological process: regulation of DNA-templated transcription. The annotation marks the transcript as partial.